AUGUUCCUGAGCGAAGCUGAUUUAUACCGUAUAAGCUACAGUGAACGUGUUGAGACCAUUAUUCGUCAAGCAUCGAAAGACGACAUAAUAGAUUGUAUUAAGCAAUGGUACCAACAAGAAGAACUACGCCCGACCACGCAAAACUGGGAUGCCAAUGGUUUCCUAGGGAAUCAAAGCAAACAGAGGAUCACUGAGCGAUUAUGGGUUGACUGGCCUGAAGGUCUUACUGCAUAUCAACUUGCUCACAUUGACCUUAAAAGCGCGUUAUCCAAGCGAGCAUCCACAGUAUCCUGGAGACUGAUUGAGUUAAAGGAUGAUUCGGAUAAUCCUGGACGACUCUUGAAGACCCUUGAUGCAAAAACAGCCAGAAACCGAAUCCAAGAAGCACUUUCUGAGUAUUUCAAAGCUCAUGUGAUGACCAUGCCUGAUCCAAAGGAACCUGCAGAUUGGAUAAGGAUUAUGUUAUUUGAGAAUCGCCAUGAUAGACAAUACCCCAUGCCAAAAAUGACCGCUUAUUAUCUACGAUUUCCUGAUACACCAUAUCUUGCCGUACGUGGUGCCUUGAACAAGACGGUGGCUCUAUUCAUUGAGGAAGCUCUUUUGAAAACAUUCCAAGCCAAGUCGCUAAAGUUUCACAACAUAUCGAGCAAAAGUAUACACCAUCUCUCUGAAUUGCUACACAACAAAGAAUCACUGGGAGCAUUCAGUCGGUUUCGUCUUGAUCAGGUCGAUUCCAACCCACUUGAUUAUUCACAUAAGACUUUGAAACGCCCGCAACGAGAAGAAUAUGUGAAAUCACGCGAGCAAAAGAGGCGUAUUAUACCAAUCAACAGACAGCUUAUCGAAAGUCGGGAGGAUGAUGCAAGCGAUACCUUCGGUCCUCAGGUAGUUGAAGGGAUACGCAGAUUGGAUAUUCAUUUGAAAAAGCCUCCCAUGUUCACCGUACCAGAGGACGCCGCUGACAAAUCCGAGAACGAGAAGAAUUUACGGGUAGACCUUUCUUUUUAUGGUACGAACGUCAUGGACGGCAUAAAACGAAUGUUGAUUCACGGUCUUAUUGAGCCACCGAUCCCAUAUUGGAUGAAACAAAUUGUAAGCCAAGGCAUCAAUGAAGUAUACGUAACCAAGGAUGAUGUUCUGCGAGAAGAUCCAUUUGAUGAUGAUGAGAUAGGAGAUGAAGAACCGUGA
Lichtheimia ornata is the source of this 1188-nucleotide messenger RNA. RefSeq lists its product as uncharacterized. The transcript has 5 exons. Gene Ontology annotation, biological process: chromosome segregation; CENP-A containing chromatin assembly. Bases 1 to 1188 code for a protein of 395 amino acids. The record is from RefSeq and is a predicted model, not a curated record. NCBI's taxonomy places the organism in Eukaryota, Fungi, Mucoromycota, Mucoromycetes, Mucorales, Lichtheimiaceae.